Vicia villosa (hairy vetch) is the source of this 1220-nucleotide messenger RNA. Its product is annotated as cystinosin homolog. The transcript has 8 exons. The record is from RefSeq and is a predicted model, not a curated record. Lineage: Eukaryota; Viridiplantae; Streptophyta; Magnoliopsida; Fabales; Fabaceae. Gene Ontology annotation, biological process: L-cystine transport. Gene Ontology annotation, molecular function: L-cystine transmembrane transporter activity. The coding region runs from base 107 to 958 and encodes 283 amino acids. Gene Ontology annotation, cellular component: vacuolar membrane.
ACAAAGUUCAAAGAAGACGCAACAGAACUUCUGUUUGUCUUGAUAGUUGUUUUUAAUCAGUUUUGAUAUAUAAGUAUAUGAGUUAGAGGACAUUUCAUUUCAUAAGAUGGAAACUUCAUGGAACUCCGAUAUCCUUCAUGUAACAUACACUGUGUUUGGAUGGAUUGCUUUUGUGGGGUGGUCUACUAGUUUCUAUCCUCAACUUUUCAUGAACUUCUCAAGAAAAAGUGUGGUUGGUUUGAACUUCAACUAUUUGCUAUUGAACAACACCAAACAAACCUUAUACCUCAUCUACAACGCCUCUUUGUACUUCAAUUCUACUCUUCAGUUUCAAUAUCACAAAAAGUAUGGUUUUGAUCAGAUGAUACCUGUAGCUGCAAAUGACGUAGCCUUCUCAGUACACGCGGUUCUAAUAACCACAGUGUUGUUGUUCCAAGUUGUUAUAUACGAGCGUGGAAAUCAAUCAAUAUCAAAAAUCACUAUGGGAAUUAUUACUCUGGUGUGGGUAACUGCUGGAGUUUGUUUCUUCAUAGCAUUUCCUUCCAAUUCAUGGCUUUGGCUAGUUUCUAUCUUCAACACAAUGCAAGUGCUUUUGACAUCUAUCAAAUAUAUUCCACAGGCAGUUAUGAACUUCAAGCUAAAGAGCACAAAUGGAUUUUGCAUUGGAAAUGUGUUCUUAGAUUUUAUUGGAGGAAUAUCAAACUUUGCUCAGAUGGUUACACAAUCAAUUGAUCAAAACUCUUGGGUGAAUUUCUCUGGAAACCUUGGCAAAGUAUUGUUAUCCCUGGUGGCCCUUUUCUUUGAUAUUAUAUUCAUGUGUCAACAUUAUGUGCUUUAUCCAUCCAAUAAAACAUCAGGAAUUCCUCUUUCUAAAUUCAAUGACAAUGUUAAAGAGCCCCUUAUAAAGUCUCCUAAUCAGCCAUUAGCCACAAAUCUGCAUGCAACUGAAAAUGUUUGAGUUUGAAAUUAAGUUUGGUCACACUACAUAUUAAUGCAUAUAAUUAGUCACCUGUAUGGUUUUAGUAUGUACAGGUAAGAGCAUAGGCUUGUAAUUUCAAGAUACUAAUUCAAAUCUUAUAAAAAAAAAUUAUUGUAAAAUAAUCGUUAUGCCACUUUGAUUAUAAUAACUAUUUUGUAAAGAAAUGUGAAGAAAAAAUUUAAAGGAAUUUCAUCAAGUGUAAUUGAAAAAUAAUUAUUUUUUAUUUUAAAAAGUCUGGAGU